UUAAACCACUAUAAAUAGAUCAAGCCCUUUCCCUUUUUCAUACUAGAAUUUCAAGUCUGAUAUAGUAGUUAACAGGUUCAAUUGAUAUCAAAUCAACAAUGUCGUCCAAUACUUUUUAUGCUGAUUCAGAAGCACCAAUUGUUAAUUUAUCUGCUAAGAAACACUUUGAAGAAUUAACUACUAAUGAUGCUAAAUUAUAUGCUCAUUACCUUUCAAGAGCAAGUCAUUGGGGUACAAGAGCUGUAUUAAGAUCAGUUUCUCCUGAAAGUGAAAACAUUUAUGAUUUGAUUUUAAGAAUUCAUAAGGUUUUAAGUGAACCUUCCAGUAAUGAAGUUUAUGAAGAAAUCAUUGGAAAGAAAUUACCAGAUUCAAAAGUAUUGGUUACUCAAUAUCUUGAAUAUGCUUCUCAAUUCUUAUCUAAUGUAGGUAAUUAUAAAUCAUUUGGGGAUAAGAAAUUCAUUCCCGUUGCUUCUGCAGAAAGUUUUGAUAAAUUAAUCGAAGCUAUAAAUGAUGAUGAAGCUUCUAAAUUAUAUAAAUCUGUUCGUGAAGCUAUUUUUAGCACUAAACAAGGUUUAUUAGGAUGGCCUGAAAAUGGACAUAUCUCCGGUUAUUAUCCUGGUGUUAUUGAUAUUUCUAAAGCUGAAGCAACUGAUGUUAAUGAAGCUUUAGCUGAUAAAGGUAUAAUGCCAGAAAAUACUAGAGUUGAAAAGAAGGGUGAUAAAGAAUUCAUUGUUCAUGUUGCUAGUGCUGAAACCGUUAAUACUACUGAUUACUAUCCAAAAGAAGUUAUCACUACUAAAGGUGGAAAUCAAGUUACUAUUCAAUUUGGUGAUCAUUCUAAAGAGUUCAAACAUAUUGUUGAAAAUUUAGAAGAAGCUGCAAAAUAUGUCGCCAAUGAUACUCAAGCUACUUUUGUGAAGUAUUAUGCCGAAUCUUUUAAUACUGGUUCCAUGAAUGCUCAUAAGAAAUCCCAAAUUGCUUGGGUUAAGGAUUUAAAACCAGAAGUUGAAUCCAAUAUUGGUUUCAUCGAAACUUAUAGAGAUCCAUUAGGAGUUAGAGGUGAAUGGGAAGGUUUAGUUGCUAUGGUUAAUCACGAUAGAACUGCUAAAUUCUCUACUUUAGUUAACAAUGCUUCUGAAUUGAUUGCUUAUUUACCAUGGGAUAAAACUUAUGAAAAAGAUAAAUUCACCCCUCCAGAUUUCACCUCUUUAGAAGUUCUUACCUUUGCUGGUUCAGGUGUUCCAGCCGGUAUCAAUAUUCCAAAUUAUGAUGAUGUUAGAUUAAACUAUGGUUUCAAGAAUGUCUCAUUAGGUAAUGUUCUUUCUGCUAAUCCAAAGAAACCAAAGAAGGAAGAAGUUAUUACUUUCCUUAGAGAAGAUCUUCAAGAAAAAUUCCGUAAAUGGAGAGAUGAUUCAUUUGAAGUUCAAGUUGGUUUACAUGAAUUAUUAGGUCAUGGUACUGGUAAAUUAUUACAAGAAACUGCUCCAGGAGUUUUCAAUUUCGAUAAAGAAACUAUUCCAACUAAGACUUGGUAUAAACCAACUGACACUUGGGCAUCUCUUUUCGGUACCACUUCAGGAUCUUUCGAAGAAUGUCGUGCUGAAUUAGUGGCUUUAUACCUUAUUCUUAAGAAACCAUUAGAAGUAUUACCAAUCUUUGGUAUCACAGAUGCUGCCGAUCAAAAGGAUGUUAAAUUAAUUGCUACUAUCUUAAUGGCUAGAGCUGGUUUAUUAGGUUUAGAAUUCUGGGAUCCAAAAGCUAAGAAAUGGGGUCAACCUCAUAUGCAAGCUAGAUUUGCUAUUUCUAAAGUAUUACAUCAAGCUGGUGUAGUUAAUUUCAAAUACACUGAUGCUAAGAAAUUUGAUGAUUUAGAAGUUGAAAUUGAUGAAUCUAAAUUAGAUAAAGAAGCAGUUCAAGCCUUAGGUGAUUUCUUAGGUCACUUACAUGUAUACAAGAGUACUGCCAAUGUCACUGAUGGUAUUGCAUACUAUCUCGAUAAAACUGAUGUUACUGAAGAAUACGCUAGAUUCAGAGAUGUUGUCCUCGAAAAGAAGAGACCUCGUAAACAAUUGAUUCAAGCUAACACCUUCAUAGUGAAUGGUGAUAAAGUUGAAGUUAAAGAGUAUGAAGAAUCAGAAGUCGGUAUGAUUCAAAGUUUUGCUGAAAGAUUAGUAUAGAUAUUCUAUAGGGAACUUUUCAUAAAAUAGAAAUAAAUUAAAAACAGAGAGAGAUAACAAAUUAUUUUUGCAGUAAAAAAUUGAUUGUAAUUUAAGUCAUGUGACUUC
Messenger RNA from Scheffersomyces coipomensis, 2285 nucleotides. Its product is annotated as dipeptidyl-peptidase III. The transcript has a single exon. The record is from RefSeq and is a predicted model, not a curated record. Gene Ontology annotation, molecular function: metalloexopeptidase activity; dipeptidyl-peptidase activity. Gene Ontology annotation, biological process: proteolysis. NCBI's taxonomy places the organism in Eukaryota, Fungi, Ascomycota, Pichiomycetes, Serinales, Debaryomycetaceae. Gene Ontology annotation, cellular component: cytoplasm. Bases 99 to 2177 code for a protein of 692 amino acids.